CAGCUGCCCGGCGAUUGAUAAGACGAACUACCCUGUCGAAUCAACAGUCCUGCCUGUGCUCGACAGACGACAAGCCAGUGGCGGGAGCGGGAAACUGGGGUAAAGAACCAGCUGCACCCUGACUCAUGGCAUAGCCAGUCAUGGCUCCUCCGGGCCCGCUCGUCCUGUGCGGGGUGCUGCUCUGCGCCCACGCCCUGCAGGCCAGCAUCCUGUCCGGGCAGUCCGGGCGGCUGGCCGUCGAGGACACCGCCAACGAGGAGUACGCCGUCCCCAAGGACCUGCUGAUCGGGGCGGGCAUUUCCGCCCUCCAGACGGAGGGGGCCUGGAACGAGGAGGGCCGGGGCGAGAGCGCGGCCGACCACCUCCUGCACGAGGGCAAGCUGUUCCCCGGGGGGCCGCAGCACGCCCACGACCAGGCCGCCGACUCGUACCACCGCUACAAGGACGACAUCGCCAUGGCCGUGGCCCUCAAGCUCAAGCUGUUCCGCUUCUCCUUCUCGUGGACCCGCCUGCUUCCGACUGCCGACGUCUCCAAGCCAAACCAGCAGGGAGUGGAUCACUACCACCAGUUGAUUGAUGAGAUAAUCAAGAACGGGAUGACACCCAUGGCCACACUGUACCACUUCGACCACCCUCAAAUCCUGGAGGCAUCGUUCGGCGGCUGGGUGGGAGAGCAGAUGGUGGACAAAUUUGAAGAGUACGCUCGCUUCGUGUUCCAAGAGUACGGCAAAAAGGUCAAGCAUUGGGUCACCAUCAACGAGCCCAACGUGUACUGCACGUACUUCGUGCUGGCCUUCUCCGGGGACCUGACCCACCAGACGACCAAGGAGAGGUUCAAGUGCAUCCGGAACAACAUUCUCGGUCACGCCAAGGCCUACCACGCCUUCAAGGACCUCAAGCUCGAAGGCGUGGUCGGCUUCAGCGCGCACACCAUCCACGCCACGCCCGCUUCCACCCUGCCCGAGGACGUGUACGCCGCCGACGCCUUCAACCAGUUCCAGUCCGGGUCCACGCUGCAGCCCGUGGUGACCGGGGACUACCCGCAGAUCGUGAAGGAUCUGGGCGCCGAGGCGGUGGUUCCCUUCACCGAGGACGAGCAGGCGCUCAUCCGAAACACCGCGGACUUCAUGGGUCUGAACGUGUACUACAGCAUGACGGCCACGUACAACGCGAGCCAGAGCGACGACAGCGCCAACGUGCCCAUCUUCGCCCCGGGCAAGCUGGGCCUCGAGUUCAUCCCCUUCGUCCAGACCAAGAGCAACAUCAAGGGGGACAUGACUCAGCUGUAUUCGGAGGUGACUCCGGACGCGCUGGAGAGCGUCAUGCUCUGGACCUGGCAGAGCUACAAGGUGCCGAUCUUCAUCACGGAGAACGGCUUCGCGGACGUGGAGAACCUCGGGCUGAGGGACGGUCGCCGCGCCGUCUACCACAGCGCCUACCUUCGCACACUCAUCAAGACGAUGAAGGCAUUCGACGUGCCCGUCCUGGGGUACUGCGCCUGGAGUCUCGUCGACGCCUACGAGUGGAGCGCCAACUUCGGGCGGAGGUUCGGCCUGGUCCACGUCGACUACGAAGGCGGCACGCUGGAACGCAGCCUCAAGGACUCCAAGGACUUCUGGAUCACCAUGGCGGACACGGGCGUCGUCCCGCUCGUCUCCUCGGCCAGCGGCCAGUGCGUCUCCACCCUCGCGGUCCUGGUGGCGGCGGCCGCGUCGCUCUACACUCAAAGGCUAUAGAAUCGGAGCAAUAAAGAAACCUUUCGAAAAGAAGUGC
Molecule: messenger RNA, 1773 nt
Organism: Thrips palmi
Lineage: Eukaryota; Metazoa; Arthropoda; Insecta; Thysanoptera; Thripidae
Product: myrosinase 1-like
Exons: 12
Coding region: 141-1736 (531 amino acids)
Biological process (GO): carbohydrate metabolic process
Molecular function (GO): beta-glucosidase activity
Source: RefSeq, a predicted model, not a curated record